Messenger RNA from Setaria italica (foxtail millet), 2238 nucleotides. RefSeq lists its product as uncharacterized. Bases 1 to 2238 code for a protein of 745 amino acids. NCBI's taxonomy places the organism in Eukaryota, Viridiplantae, Streptophyta, Magnoliopsida, Poales, Poaceae. The record is from RefSeq and is a predicted model, not a curated record. The transcript has a single exon. Gene Ontology annotation, cellular component: intracellular membrane-bounded organelle.
AUGUCGAAAGGACCCAUCCAUCGUGACAAAUCCGUCUUCGCCGACGAGCGGCACUGCCAGCCCGUGCUCUCCUCAGCCGCGGAGCUCAGGUAUGGUGCUGACAGUGACGGCAGCCUGAAGUACAGGAUAUCAUUCAUAAAUGGCGACUGGAGCCAGGACGCCGGCCAAGCUCCCCUGCUUCCGUCACAUGGAAGCUCUGCCGACGCCGCUGCGGCUGGUCCUGAGUUGCCUGAAGCGGUUCCCCUCGCGUCCUUCAUGCUCUUGGAGAUGAGCGACAUGGUGCCACGGCGAGGGGCCCGGACCGCCCUCAACGCCAGCGGGGUCCUUAGCCUCACCAUCACCCGCAACAACGGCUCAUCGCACAUGGAACUACAAGCGUCGCCGGAGUUCCAGCUUUUGCCAGGGGUCGCCAGGCUCCUCAUACAUUUCCAAGGUGUGUAUACCGAGACGAAGUCGUCGGGGAGCGGUGACGACGGCAGCGGCGGCGGCGAGAGGGUGCUCUGCAUGGUCGGAGACACUGUCCUCCCCGUCUGCGACAGCAACUGCACGGACCUGUGGGAGUGGACCAAGAACCGUGGCAGCGGCAACAUCCUGCUCGUGCUACGGUACCCGAAGGCGGCCACGCUGACAACUCGCGCCGUGCGCGGCGAGAUGAGGAGCACGAGCGCCAAGUCCGAUGCUGCCUACUUCGACACCGUCCGCUUGGUGUCGCAGCUCGCCUUAGGGUACGGCUCCGAUUACCGAUUCCAGCCAGAAGAUGCGGAGCUCGAUACCGUCGCUGUCGCUGGGUGCAGCGACGACCCGCUCUUCCAUGACGGCGACGCCAUGGACAUGGAGAGCCUGAACAGCGGCGCCUCUCUCUGCGACGUCAUCUACCAAUCCGGUCCCGACCGCCUGAACCUGGUGAUGGAAGUGAUUCCAAACCGGGACUGCAAGGGGACCGACGCGUUCUGCAGCCGUGUCGGGCCGUUCGAGACCACCGGCCGCCCCGGCACGAGCGCUACGGAGGACACGGCGUUCACCCGUUCCGCCACCGUCGCGAUGCAGGGCCUCAAGUGCGAGUGGACGUCCAGCGUUGGCGGCACGGCGGCGGCGGCGAGGGUGGCGGCCGUGUUCCGCUACGUGCCGCCAUGGGAGCACCAGCCCACGGCGGCGUGGCGUACCGGCCUGAGCGGCGCGACCCUGUCGAGCGAGGGAGUGUGGAACGCGUCCACGGGGCGGGCUUGCAUGGUGGGCUGCCUCGGCGUCGGCGAGGAAGCGUGCCGCUACCGCGUGACCCUGUCCGUCCGGACGGCGUUCUCCAUGACUCGCCGCGGCUUCCUCGUCGGACGGAUGACCGCCAUGGACGGGAGCCACGCGCCGCUGUCGUUCCAACAGCGCGUGGACCCCCGGUUUGGUCGCUACGGGGCGUCGCCGGCGUCGCUCCGCAUGUCGUACAGCUACACCAUAGUCGAGCAGGCUCGGGAGCUCCUCCUUCGGCGCAGCGUACCGUCUGGAUUUCGUGACAGCUUCGUUGCCAAGUCGCUGCUCAGCUAUCCGAACAUCGCCGGCGAUGUCGAUGACAUGGUGAGCCUCUCCAACCUCGCCGACAACCUUGGUCUCCGAUUUCAGUGCGUGGGGAAGCUGCCGUUUGUGCCGGAAUGGAUCGAGGAGCCCUGCUUCGAACUAGAGAUACUCUCUGUCGGCACCCUCGUCGGAAGCUACUCUCCCCAAUUUCAGGGUAGCAGGUCUAGUACGUGGAUCGAACUACUUCGUAGAGUCCGUGCCGUGGAAAAUCAGCAGAUACUGAACGUGUCCGCGGGGUUCACGGCAUCCAGGAACUUACUCAGUCCGAUUCCGGUGAUGUCGGUGGAGGGCGUGUACAACCCCGUGGAUGGGCGAAUGUACCUGAUCGGCUGCCGGAACGUCCACGCGCCAUGGCGAGUCUUGUCGGAGAGAAGAGACGACCUUGAAGACGGGAUGGACUGCUCCAUAGAGGUGACGGUGGAGUACCCGCCGACAACGACGCGGUGGCUGCCUAUCGGCCAGACGGCGAAGGUCUCCGUCGCCAGCACGAGGGAGGAAGACGACCCGCUGCACUUCGCCAGGUCCGAGCUCCGCACGGUGCCCGUCGUGUACCGUGACCAGCCGUGGGACGAGCUGGUGAAGCCGGUUUUGGAGGGGAUUCUCUGCAUCACCGUGCUGUCGGUUGCUCGAAUUGUUUUUGUGCCUGUUGCGUUUUUUCAGCUGUUCGGAUAG